AUGAUUGCUGAUGGAACUGCCUUUAGUGCCUUUCUUAAAGCUUGGGCUGCCACCACUCUUAAAGUUUCUGAAGCUGUAAUAUGUCCUAAUUUUAAUGCCCCAGCAAUUUUCAUACAAAACGAAGCAUACCCCAUGGAAGCAACUCUAAUGGCUUUGACCAUGCCUCUUCUCAGAUCCGGUAGGUGUACUGGAAGGAGAAUCGUGUUUGAUGCGUCAGUCAUUGCCUCACUUAAGGCUAAAGCAACUAGCUCAAGCAUCCCAACCCCGACAAGAGUUGAGGUAGUCUCAUCACUCCUAGUAAAAUGCAUCAUGGCUGCCUUCAAGGCUAAAUCUGGUAUCGAGAAGGCAACCUUUUAUACGCAUGCAGUGAAUUUGCGUCGAACAGCAGCCCCACCAUUCCCAGAAUCAUCUAUGGGAAACUUUAUUUGGGUAGCAGGCGUGUUAUGCACGGAUGAUGAGAAGAUGGAGUUGGCUUACAUGGAGGGGAAGCUCAGAGAAGCAAAAACGAAAAUCGAUGCUGACUUUGUGAAAGAUCUGCAAGGUGAUGGAGGGUUUACAAAGCUUUACGAGCAUGUAAAUGCAUUGGGAGGGACACUGUCAAGUGCAGCAAGCCAUCGUGGAAUGGAUUACGUUAGUUUUACAAGUUGGUGUAACUUUGGUCUCUACGAUAUUGAUUUUGGAUGGGGAAAGCCGAUGUGGGUAAGUUGCAUUGACUCAAGUGAUGAGAGGGAGCAGGUGUUUCCAAAUACGAUAAUGCUGAUGGACACAAGAUGUGGCGGUGGAAUAGAAGCAUGGGUGUGGUUGGACAAAGAAGAUAUAGCCGUGUUAGAACAAGAUAAGGAACUCCUUGCUUUCGCUUCCUUGGAUCCUAGUCCCAUAAAGAUCAUCUAA
Molecule: messenger RNA, 891 nt
Organism: Carya illinoinensis
Lineage: Eukaryota; Viridiplantae; Streptophyta; Magnoliopsida; Fagales; Juglandaceae
Product: BAHD acyltransferase At5g47980-like
Exons: 1
Coding region: 1-891 (296 amino acids)
Source: RefSeq, a predicted model, not a curated record